GGAAGUUGUUUUCGUUUGCUACCGACAAGGUCAUUGGCGAACUGCUCAAACGUGAACUAAAAGCAUGACGUUCGUCUGCUCUACAUGUAAGGUGGAUGUUUCUGUUGAUGAGAAAGUGAGCCACGUCAGGAGUGACUGGCAUGUCUAUAACCUAAAACGCGUAGUAUCUGGUCUCCCACCGAUAUCUCAAGAAAUAUUUUUGCAUAAGAAACAACUGAUCGAUUCUGAAGUACCAGAAGUUAAGAGGGAAACUUAUUGUAGUGCCUGCAAAAAAUGCUUCUCAAAUAGCAAGUCUUUUGAUGCACACUUGACAUCAAAGCGACAUCUUCACAACAGUAGCCUGUGUCGAAGGGAACAUCCGGCUACCACUACAACUGAGUCCACUGCAGAAAAUAGUCCUCCACAACCGUUACCACUUGGAUCCUGUUUAUUUUGCGAUCGAAUUGUAUCAGUGAAUUCUCUACCGAAUGAAUCACUCGAUAAAAUGCAACAGAUUGAUUUAGCCAAACGCGUUUUAAAUCACAUGUUUGAUGCACACAAAUUUACUGUCCCAUUUCCUGAGAAAUUAACUGAUCCUGCUGGAUUAUUGAGUGAAUUGGGACGAAUAGUUGGUGAAGAGCGUGCAUGUUUAUUUUGUGGUCGUCAAUUCUAUGGUAGUCGUCUAGAGAAAUCAAACAAUGCAGAAAUCUCCUUGUCCGCUGUUCGUAAUCAUAUGCUAGGUAAACCUGGUCAUAAACAACUUUGGUGUGGUACAGAAGAUCCUGUUCAAACUGCAUUAUUGAUAGCUGAAGCUGAAGAAGAAUCAGAUGAGGAUUCUGCGGAGAACUAUCCUAAAGUUGGUCUUGCAGGUGGUGAGCUAUUCAGUCAGUUUUACGAUCAGUCUGUUGUUGUUUCGCCUUUCUUACUGUCAGAUGAUGAAGAUGUCUACGAGGUACGACUACCGUCGGGUACUGUACUUGGUCAUCGAAAGAUGAAAACAGUCUACAAACAACACUUGAGCACAAAUAUGCUGCUUCCGUCAUUGUCUACUCUUACGACAAGCAAUGGAUCAAACCUGGCGAAUCGUACUGGUAACAAUCAAAAAACCGUUUCUAUUCUACAAAAUUCAGAAUUAAAAAUAUCAUCAGCUCAGAAAAGAGAUAGAGCAGAUUGUGUAAGACUUUUAAAUGAUCAACGCAAGUAUUGGGAUUUAACAACUGGCCUACAAAGCAAUCUCUGCAGUCGUAUGCGUCUACGAAGGCCAUAUUGAAAUGAAUCGUCAGAAAAAAAAUUUUGAUCAUCAGCUAACUAACUUGUCUUGACUUGUCUGAUUUUUUGAGACUUCUUUCAUUACAUACUUUUUUUCAGUAUCGUAUUUAUUAGUUUCUAAUUACGUACGUAUAUUGAAAUAAUAAUCUUGUGAUCUGUGGGGUCAGAAUGCAAAUACUUUUCACUCUUAUCAUAUAACUGGUUUUUAAAACUUCCACGUAUAAUAAUAAUAAUCACACAUAACAUCGCUACUCCGAGCAAAUGUACACAGUUUUCAUCUGAGGAGUUUAUUGCAAUGAUAACUUCCCCUUCGUACAAAAUCUUCAAAUAAAAUAUUAAUUAAUUGAAUAUAUUAUUUGCUGUGACACAGUUUCUGAGUUGAAGCUGUUAUCUACUCGUCGAGUAGUUAAUAGUCCUGACGCCGCGGAAAGAGGGAAAUCAGAAGA
This is a messenger RNA of Trichobilharzia regenti, 1694 nucleotides long. The record is from the annotation of a GenBank genome assembly. NCBI's taxonomy places the organism in Eukaryota, Metazoa, Platyhelminthes, Trematoda, Strigeidida, Schistosomatidae.